AUGCCGCCGCAGCAGGAGGGGGAGGCGGGCUACAUCAGCAAGCCGCUGGCUGGCGGCUGCGAGGUGCCCCCGGUGCCCCCGCGCAGGGUCCGCAGCAGCCGGGCGGCGGCGCUGGGAGCGGCCCUGGGCAGCAGAUGCCGGGCCGGGGCGGGAGCCGAGCCGCGUCGCAGCAUCAAGUGUGUCCUGGUGGGGGACGGGGCUGUGGGCAAGACCAGCCUGGUGGUGAGUUACACCACGAAUGGGUACCCCACGGAGUACAUCCCCACCGCCUUCGACAACUUCUCCGCUGUUGUGUCUGUUGAUGGCAGACCCGUGAGACUUCAGCUCUGUGACACGGCUGGUCAGGAUGAAUUUGACAAGCUUAGACCGCUGUGCUACACCAACACAGACAUCUUCUUGCUGUGCUUCAGUGUUGUGAGCCCUUCCUCCUUCCAGAACGUGAGUGAAAAGUGGGUUCCUGAAAUACGAUGCCACUGCCCCAAAGCUCCUAUUAUUCUGGUUGGGACACAGUCGGACCUCCGAGAGGAUGUCAAAGUUCUCAUUGAGCUGGACAAGUGCAAAGAAAAGCCUGUUGCAGAAGAGGCCGCAAAGCUCUGUGCUGAGGAAAUAAAAGCAGCGUCUUACAUCGAGUGCUCAGCUUUGACUCAGAAAAAUCUCAAAGAGGUCUUUGACGCGGCCAUUGUCGCUGGCAUUCAGUACUCGGAUACCCAGCACCAACCAAAGAAAUCCAAGUGCAGGACUCCAGACAAAAUGAAAAACCUCUCCAAAUCUUGGUGGAAAAAGUAUUGUUGUUUUGUAUAG
Messenger RNA from Emys orbicularis (European pond turtle), 801 nucleotides. RefSeq names its product ras homolog family member U (gene RHOU). Gene Ontology annotation, molecular function: protein kinase binding; GTPase activity; GTP binding. The transcript has 3 exons. The record is from RefSeq and is a predicted model, not a curated record. Bases 1 to 801 code for a protein of 266 amino acids. NCBI's taxonomy places the organism in Eukaryota, Metazoa, Chordata, Testudines, Emydidae. Gene Ontology annotation, biological process: Cdc42 protein signal transduction; endocytosis; establishment or maintenance of cell polarity.